This is a messenger RNA of Salvelinus fontinalis (brook trout), 2985 nucleotides long. It is a transcript of the gene tmprss4a, whose product is annotated as transmembrane serine protease 4a. The record is from RefSeq and is a predicted model, not a curated record. Gene Ontology annotation, molecular function: protein binding; serine-type endopeptidase activity. Gene Ontology annotation, biological process: proteolysis. Lineage: Eukaryota; Metazoa; Chordata; Actinopteri; Salmoniformes; Salmonidae. The transcript has 13 exons. Gene Ontology annotation, cellular component: membrane. The coding region runs from base 547 to 1833 and encodes 428 amino acids.
GCGCGCGUUCGCGGCCGCGCACCUCCUGCGGGACUACCGCACAAGAAGAAAUGCCAUGCAGCGGAGAGACAGACCCAAGCGAUUGAACUUCACUGAGUUCACCCUGUUAGUUUGCACUAUAUUAUAGAUCAACUUUUUUUUCGGUGAUCGAAUCAACAUUACAUCAGACACUUUUCAAUACACCAAACCAGAACAAAUCUAACUUUGCAAGAUUGAGUCUUUGAUUUUGUUGCAGGCAGAGCCAAAGCGCAUUGGGAAAGAUUUAUACUGGUGGGUGUAGCCCCCGAGCGGUUUUUCAAUCACCGGCGAGUGAACGCGUUUUUCAGAUCAGACCGCAAAGCAGCAGUUAGCGAGUUAUCGACCCAAUGCCUAGGUACAAAUAAUUCAGAAAUGGGGAGUUACUGCUUCCGACAAAAAGUUUUAGGCUACAUGUCAAGCCGUAUUUGAAAAGCCAGUCAGACUGACACCUGCCUCGCUGAAGAAAGCAAUAUACCAUUAAAUCCUAGGCAACAAGUUGAAGUACGGCCUGGUAGGAAACGAAAGCCCAUGACGGCUCUGAACUCCCAGAAAGAGAAGUCCUCGUCGAGGAAGAGGGUCCUGAUCACCGUGUUGAUGGUACUGGUAGUGCUGGGGAUCCUGGCCACGGCUGGCUACUUCAUCGCGCAGCUGAUCAACAGUAAGUUCUUCUUCUGCUCCCGGUCAGUGAAGUUCAUUCCCCUGGAAAAAGCAUGUGAUGGGAUGGCAGACUGUUCAGGAGGAGAGGACGAGCUCACCUGUGUGGCCAGCAUGACGGUCAACACUACCUUCCCAGUGCGUCUGGUCUCUGAGCAGAGGGUUCUCCAGAUCUACAGUGACGGGACAGGAUGGAGGAGUGUGUGUAGUGAGAACUGGACCCAGCAGCACACAGAGAAAGCCUGUCAGCAGCUGGGCUACACCUAUAAACCCAACAGUAGUAGUAUCUCAGUGGAGAACUUGUCCUCGUCCCUGAAGACAGGACCGUUCUCAGGGGUCAGGGUCGCAGCUGAAACCACCCCCAUUUACCAGACUGUCACUGACCGCAAGGUGUGUAACUCAGAAUCCGUGAUCUCCCUGACCUGCUCCGACUGUGGAGAGCGGGGGCGAUCGGACCGUGUCGUGGGGGGUGUGGAUGCGUCUAUAGAAGACUGGCCGUGGCAGGUGAGCCUGCAGCAGAACGGACAACACACCUGUGGAGGGUCACUGGUGUCCUCCCGCUGGGUCGUCACAGCAGCACACUGCUUCUCUGGUAGUAAGAAGGAGCUGAGUCGCUGGCAGGUGGUGUCUGGGAGGACCUACAUGGGCACCCUGGGAGGCUCAUAUGUAGACAGGAUCAUACUGAACGGAGACUACGAUGCAGCCAGCAAUGACUACGACCUGGCCAUGAUGAGGCUGACCAAACCCAUCACUGUAGGAGACACUCGUCGGCCCGUGUGUUUGCCCCCUAAGAACCUGGGCCUGAAGGCAGGAGACUCUAUGACGGUGACGGGCUGGGGCUACCUCCAUGAGAAGGGUAAAGUGUCUCCUGUCCUCCAGAAGGCUAUCAUUCCCCUUAUAGACAGUGAUCAGUGCUCCAGUCCCACUGUCUACGGUGACUCAAUUACUCCCAGAAUGCUUUGCGCUGGUUACCUGGAGGGCAAAGUGGAUGCAUGUCAGGGAGACAGUGGGGGUCCUCUGGUGUACCUGUCAGAACAAUGGCAGCUGGUGGGGGUGGUGAGCUGGGGGAUCGGCUGUGCCAGAGAGCGUCAACCAGGGGUCUACUGCAACGUGGACGAUAUGCUCAACUGGAUCCACACUGUCAUUGUGGAAAACCCUUGAAGCCUCAACACAUGACCAAAAGCCAAUGCUCUAUUGCGUUGGGUUAUCCGAAUGGAUUUCAGCGGGUCUACAUGGAGCUCUGCUAUGGGAAUAGAAGAGGAAUCUUCUUCGAAGUGCAAUUUAAAACACCUACAACAAUACAUAACUCAAACACACACACACACACACACACACACACACACACACACACACACACACACACACACACACACACACACACAUGCCCGCACACUCAGAUAGACACGGACGCGAACACACUCAACACUCCUUCUUUACUAUAACAGGUUAUUUACGGUGUGACUUGUGCCAUUUUCGGUGUCUCAGGGACCACUUACGUGGUGGUGUAACACUGUCGCUGGAGACGACAGUCGGUCUAGGGCUGCGUCCAAAAUGGCACCCUUUUGCCUUUAUAGUGCACUACUCUUAAACAGAACACUACGGUUCAAAGUAGUGCACUAUCAAGGGCAUAGGCGGGGCGUUUGGGACGAAGCCUGGGUUUUCCACAUGGCUAAGUAUAUUGAGACAGGACUCUCACCAAGUGCCUCUGCUGUCUUUUUGUCAAUGAGGUUGCGAGAAGACCGCCAUAACCUACUGUACUUGACCACGUUUUAUAAAUGUAAAGUCGUAAUGUGACCACAUGUUUAUGUGAGUAUUGAAAUGCAUUGCAGAAUGUUCAACAUGUUCACCCAACUUUCCAUGGGUGACAUGUCUUAACGAAAAUAUAUGUUGAUGAAGUAUAUGUGCCAUGUAGUUGAAAAUCGCAUUUUACCUCAUGUUAAGUGAUCCUCAAGUACGGUGAUGUGACCCUUUCUUCAUAUUAUAUGUCAUUGGAGGGGGCAUUAGCCCCCUCGACUUACCGUACUGUACAUCCCGUCAUGGAUUCACUUUGACACUUUCAGGUGGUCAGAACUAUUCACUGUGUGCCGACAGAUUUCCAGUGGGCAAUCGGAAUAAUCUUUACUUGCACAAGGUUCUAAUUAAUAGCGUGUCUUUUUUUAAAUUUAAAUUGUGAACCUUUUAGUGUUUCUUUAAAUAUUGUUUACUACGUAGAAAUGGUUGUCUGUGUAAGAUAGAAAUGUGUCUGUAUUUGUUGGUAUGUUUGAUAAAGGGAUGCCUGUGUUCAAUAAAUGAUCAGAUGGGGAUGAACUUUGA